This is a messenger RNA of Bufo gargarizans (Asiatic toad), 5207 nucleotides long. RefSeq names its product NFKB repressing factor (gene NKRF). Gene Ontology annotation, molecular function: nucleic acid binding. Bases 190 to 2556 code for a protein of 788 amino acids. Lineage: Eukaryota; Metazoa; Chordata; Amphibia; Anura; Bufonidae. The record is from RefSeq and is a predicted model, not a curated record. Gene Ontology annotation, cellular component: nucleolus; nucleoplasm. The transcript is spliced from 3 exons.
CCACACGCUGUCCUCGGUGGUUCCUGCGCGGCUCCGCACGAGACGUCAGGGGCGCUCGGUGGUUCGUUCAAUGGAUAGCCGUGUGUUUCUCUGAGGCUCGGGGCUUCUCCUCCGGGGGUCGCCGCGGCUCUGUCUGCAUAGUCCUUCUCUUCGUUACGCUGGCAGGCGCUGAUAUCUGACGCUCAGGCCAUGGCCUCUGUACAUAGAGGAGCCCCCGGUAAGGGGACGCCGGUGUCCCUGGAUGAUUUCCGUCAGUUCCACGAGAAUGACAGCCAUUGGGCGGCCCGCAGAGAGUUCCUGGCGCGUCACGUUCACGACUACCCGGGCCGCAAGAUGGACCAGCUGCUCGCCCUGUCUGUGGUGUGGACCAACAUCGUCUUCAUAGGGAACCGGUACGGUGCCCAGUUAACACAGAAAAUUCAACAGAUGGCUGAAGGAAUUGACAUUGGUGAGAUGCCAUCGUAUGAGCUUGUGCCCGGGGCCAAGGCUACAAAGAGACCUGCCACCUCAGAUGCCGCCGAACAACCCCAAAAGAAGAAGUUGGGCCCACGACCACGUUUCGAACCAGUACAUUUUGUGGUGAGCACAAAUGAGGAUGACAAGCAGUUUCAAGUAAGCGAAAAAAGAAGUAAUGACACAAGCAGUCAGGAAAAAGCUAACCCGCCACUUAUGUCCAAUGCAUCGUUUGCCGUCGACGACCUCUCCGAAGUGGAGUUGAAUCCCAGCCCCUAUGUGUAUGACUCGCAUCUGGCUGAUGAGCUGAGUAAAAGUGACGGCGGCAACUUCAUGACCAAAAUGGAGCAGGAUUACUCUGCUAAGUUUGAGGCUCAUUAUUCAAAUAUGUCCAAGGAUUUCCGCUCUAAUGUCCUAGAUUCGUGGAAGGACAUGAACAAACAGGGGAGAAAAGGCAUUGGUUUUGUAAAACCACCAAAAAAACCUGGGAAGUUUGGCAAGGACAUUGCAUCAAGUUCUGUGGGUCACACAAUGCAUACUUUGGACAAACCCAGUCUUAUUAACCAACUUUCUGUGUUUGUGAAACAAAACAUGCAAAACCCUCAAAUGGUGGCUGGUAGCACACGGGUUAACUACACCCACGUGUUAACCCAGUCUGUUCAGGCAUGUAAAUCAAAUCCAGAAUAUAUUUAUGUCUCUCUCAAGGAAAUACCUCCGAGCCUCCUUCCUAGACCUAGGAAAAUCCCUCCCGAUGGCUUUGCGUGUGAAGUCCGGUGCCAAGAUGUUUACUUGGCUACAGGUUUUUCAUGGACCAGAAUUGGAGCCCGAGACAAAGCAGCUGAGCUGGCCGUACAGCUCUUGGUGAAGCCCAUGGUCAAAGUGAUCCACACAAAGCGAAAGUUUGGCAGCGGCUAUCGUGACGAUUUGGUGGCAUGCUCUAAUGAUUCUCUAGAGAUUGACUUGCCACCAGCUCUGAAACAAGACAGCGACCAUAAUAUGAAUGAGAGUUUCCCCGCAGCCCAGCAGUUCUCUGAAACCGUAAAAGCUGCCUCAACCAAACCAUGGUCAGAAUUUAUCCUCACUGGAAAUGCAUGUGACGCCAUAGGCAUCUUAAACAAUUCUGCCACUUUUAACAAAAUGACGGUAGAGUACAAGUAUGACAUGAUGCCCAAUAACACAUGGAGAUGCAAUGUAUAUGUGCAAGACCACUGUAUAGCGGGAGCCUUUGGGAAUAAGAAGAACAGCAAGCAUGCUGCAGCAGAACAAGCUGUCAAGGUCUUAGAACGCUUACAGCCUAACCAGAAGAAAUCUGAUGGGACCAGAUCCUCAGGCAAAGGUGCCAUACCCUCAUUAAAAGACAUUGUGAUUUGUGAGAAUAAUGAAAACGCUGUCUGCACCCUGAAUGCCACGGCUCAGUUUAACAAGGUAUCUAUAGAAUACGUGUUUGAGAGAAUGGCUUCAGAUAUUUGGAAGUGCAAAGUAUUCAUUGAGCAAGAGCUUAUAGCGGAAGCCUUUGGCAUUAAGAAAACAGUAAAGCAUGAGGCUGCGGAGGCGGCUGUGAUGGUCCUAAAGAAGACCCAGCCGGUGGUAAUUAAUCAUCUGAGGAAGGGCCCCGCAGAAGAUGCAAUUUCUCGAAAUCAGAUCCGAGGGGUUUCAGAUACAGUGGCAUUCAAACAACAAAUCAAAGAGGACAAUAUCGGAAACCAGCUUCUAAGGAAGAUGGGAUGGACUGGUGGGGGCUUGGGCAAGGGAGGAGAAGGAAUUGCAGAGCCAAUUGCUGUAAAGGAGCAGUUUAGUCGUGAGGGCCUUGGCCUAACAGCAACUAACCAAAAGAUCAACAAGAGAGACAUUGAGAACAUUAUCAGAAACUAUGCGGUGUCCAACAGUCAGGACGACCUGACGUUUUCUAGAGAGCUGAGCAAUGAAGAAAGAAAACACAUACAUAUGAUAGCUCAGAGAUACGGACUGAAGAGCAAGUCUUAUGGACAGGGAGUGAAAAGGUUUUUGGUAGUAAGCAGAAAACGGAAUAGACGGGAUCUCAUCCACCAGCUACGACAAGAAGGCCAGGUUGGCUCAUACGCUCUAGUUCUGCCAGAUCAGUGACCAGGUGAACGGUGUUUUGUGUUAUUUAUUCACGGCAUUGUUUAAGGUUGUCCAUUCAGGUAACUACUCAAUAAAUGGUGUUUUACCCUAGUUUAUUGCUUUAAACCUAAGCUGAUACCAUGGAAGCACAUUUAUGGGAAAAUGAAAGAGUAAAGUUAAAACAAAAAAAAUUAACACUUCUGUUCAGAGUACACUUUGUUUUUAGGUUAAGUCAGUUCUUAUCACUGUUGUGUAAUAUUGAUGUUUUUUUAAGUUCCAUUUCUUUUUAAUUAAAGGUGCAAUUGCAGCAAUCUUUAACAUGACACUUAACCCCUUCCUGACAUGUACAGCAGAUGUCAGGUCUUUAAAGAUGCCUGCUGAGGAUCCAAGCAAGCGCCAUAGCUGACAAAUGCCUGCUCUUACACUCAGUGGCAGUCUGUUGUCAGAGAUAAUGCCUAUAAAAUAAUUUAAAUCCCUCAGAUGCUUUGGUCAUUUGUGACUACGGUAUCUUAGGGGUCAGUUACAGGGAGCGCUGUGCUUCUGGUGACUAAAUAGCUCCCCCACGACGAGACUGUGGGAGCCAAUCAGUUGCUAUAACAGCCUGUGGCUUUCUGAAGCCUUCCCUAGCAAAGUUCUUAUCAAUGUAGCGAUUCUCACAUGGACUACAAUGGUAAAUGAUUGCAGUCUAUGGGGUAAGCGAUCAGAUGCUCACGUGCUAAAGUCCUCCAGGGGAAUUAACAAUAAAUGUAAAGAAAAAUAGUUUUGAAAUAUAAAACCUCAAAUCAAACCAUCCCCAUUUUCAAAAUUAUAAACGGUAAAAAUAGACCAUUAGUAUUGCCACUUCCAAGUAUGCCCAAACUGUUACUAUAUAAAACCAUACAGUGAAUAUUUUAAUGAAAACAAAAAUCUAAAUGACAUUGCUUCAUUCCCCCCCACUUAGUUAGGAAGUGGUUAAACCAUUGCAAUAAACCUUAAAUUGACACUUAAAGGCUUUAUCUGGGAAGCAGAGACUGAUGUCUUAUCCUCAAGAUGGGCCUUAAUAUCAGAUUGAUGGGGUCCAACACCUCCACCGAUAAGUUGUCAGACAGCACCUUACAUUGUGUAGAGCUCCCAUUGUGUGAAUGUACCCGGUACUGAGCCGUUUGCUUCAGUCUUCAUUUUCAUUCUUCUGCAGAGCAAAAUUAACGGAUCUGCAACGGCCUUUGUUGGAUUUUUCAUACAAUGGGGCAUUUUACUGAACAGUGCAGUAUAUUGCUCCAAUUUUUUUUUUUUUUUUUUUUUACAAGAAUCUGUGAUAGAGGCCCCAACGCGGAUAGGGAAAAACCCUAACACAAGAAAACCUAGUGAAAGUCAAGUUUGUUUGCUGCCACUCUUUUUAAUAGUUCUAAGCGUUAAGUGUUCCACCUGCAUCUUGGGGUCUCUUGAAUGAUCAUUCAUAAAAAUGUGAAAUCUUGGUACCUCCACCCACCCAUCCAUCUCCGGACCGGAUAUAUUCCAACAAGUCCCCCAUCUAUAAUGUUCAUGUGUAAAUUUAAGGAAAAUAAGUAAAAAAAAUUGAAAUCUUUGCCCAUCUCAUAUUGUUCUUUGUCCAGCAAUAGUAUUAUUUUCCUGGUUCACUUUUUCUACAUUCAUGGUACAGUAUGAGAAACAACAUAUUGCUCUUGUCCCAACAGACAAAGCCUCAUGUACACAGCCACUAUAUGUCGAUGAUGUCACCUUUUGCCAUAUGAAUUGUUUUCCUCUAGAGGCAAAGAUUCUAUGGAAGGAUAUCCCCAAACUAGAGCACUGUGCACAUGAGGCCUCAAAUCAGUAAAACAUACACACAAGCCAAGGGACAGACUACUGGAGUUUACUGUAUUUACCACCCAAUUCCCUGAUUAUAAUAGGAUCUGAUGGCUUUCUGGCAUAAAUGCCGACUUUUGGACUGACAGAUACCAAUAUUUGUCCAGCCGAAAGUCGUCGGAUCCCGAUAUAGUCAAAGGGGAUCUGGUGGUUUCUCGCUACAGUAAACUCUGGAGUUUGCACCGCAGGUGUGAACCUACCCUUACCUGACAGGUUUUGUCAUACUAUUCCCUUUAAAGAGGUUAUCUGACCCCUAAAAUGCACGGGCCCCUCAUACUGGUAAUACUUAUCCUGCAUCAGUUUACUGUAGCAAGAAACCACCAGAUCCCCUUUGACUAUAUCAGGAUCCGACAGCUUUUGGCUGGACAAAUAUUGGUAUGUCAGUCCGAAAGUCGGCAUUUAUGCCAGAAAGCCGUCAGAUCCUAUUAUAAUCAGGGAAUUGGGUGGUAAAUACAGUAAACUCCAGUAGUCUGUUUGGGGGCCAUUAUAGCCUCUUUAAAGGACCUUUCACCCCUCCUGACAUGGCUUUUAGUCAAUAUUUGUAUUCCACAUUAAAUGACAAUUCAGAAGCAUCCAUUCUUAUGACUAUGUUCUGCUAUCCCUACUAAAAGUUUAUUAAUAAAUCGCCAGCUUGAUAAAUUAUAGGCACGUUUCUGCAGUCUGACACUGCCAGCGACAGCCUGUAGGGGCACAUCUUCCCAACUGGUAGCACUCAGUCAGCAAUCCACUGAUAAUGAUAGAGAAAUGGCCAAACAUGGUUAUUGCAUGGAGAGUGUAAUGGACGUUCUAGGAGCGGGGACAGAUGCUCUUUAAUAAAGAAAAUCAAUCAA